Messenger RNA from Cooperia oncophora, 270 nucleotides. The record is from the annotation of a GenBank genome assembly. NCBI's taxonomy places the organism in Eukaryota, Metazoa, Nematoda, Chromadorea, Rhabditida, Trichostrongylidae.
GUUUACAAAGAACCGCAAGUGUUCGAUCCCGAGAGAUUCAGCGACGAGAAUAUUCAGAAGAGACAUCCCUAUGCAUAUAUCCCAUUCAGUGCUGGUCCAAGAAACUGCAUCGGUCAGAAAUUCGCCCUCCUAGAAGAGAAAACGGUGCUCUCAUGGUUUUUCCGACGGUUUUCCAUUAGUUCGCGACUGCCAAUGUGGGAUAACAUGCCGCUGCCGGAAAUCAUCCUCAAGCCAUCGCUUGGCUUUCCUGUGGUCCUCUCAAAACGAUGA